Molecule: messenger RNA, 3647 nt
Organism: Callorhinus ursinus (northern fur seal)
Lineage: Eukaryota; Metazoa; Chordata; Mammalia; Carnivora; Otariidae
Gene: GLT1D1
Product: glycosyltransferase 1 domain containing 1
Molecular function (GO): glycosyltransferase activity
Source: RefSeq, a predicted model, not a curated record
CCAGGUCCGCGGCGGCGGCGGCGGCGGCGGCAGGCGGUCGAUGGCGGCAUGCGGCUCCUGUUCCUGGCCGUACUGCGGCGGCACACCGGCAACGCCGUCACGGCCGAGCGCGUCCGGGACCAUCUAGAAGCUGCCGGCCAUGUAUGUCUUCUGAAAGAUGCCUUUGACCUGGAGAGCUCAUCUGAAACCGCCCAGCUCAUCAAGGCUGAGAACUUGGAGGCAGCCCUGGCUCUUCACCUGUACAGAGGAGGCCGACUCUUGCAAGGUCAUGGAAUCCCUUUUGGAAUCAUCUUUGGUGGAACUGAUUUAAAUGAAGAUGUUAACCAGAGGGAAAAAAAUGAAGUGAUGGGAAAGGUCCUCGAAGAAGCCAGAUUUGCUGUCGCUUUCACAGAGUCAAUGAAGGAAACGGCGCAGACACAGUGGCCGCAUGCCAGGGGUAAGAUCUACGUCCAGAGUCAAGGAGUUGUGACAGUACCAAACGCUGCCUUCAACUGGAACACCUUCCUUCACCGUUCAGGGAUUAACCAAAAUGCUGAUAAUUUACACAUCUUUCUCCUGGUGUGUGGACUUAGACAAGUUAAGGACCCUCUUUACUUGGUGGACGCGUUCUCAGAAUGGCAUCAAGAAGAGCCUAAUGUUUACAUGGUGAUCGUGGGUCCUGAAGUCGACCCAGUGUUUACAAGGGAAGUAAAAGCCAAAGUAAAGGGGGCGGCUGGGGUGCGGCUGCUGGGAGAGAUGCCCCAGGAGGACCUACACGCAGCGCUGAAGAACUGCUUCGCGGUGGUGAACAGCUCCGUGUCCGAGGGCAUGUCUGCGGCGAUUCUGGAGGCGAUGGAUCUGGAAGUCCCCGUGCUGGCAAGGAACAUCCCCGGGAACGCGGCAGUGGUGAAGCAUGAGGUCACAGGGCUGUUGUUUUCAGACCCACAGGAGUUUGUUCAAUUAGCAAAGAGACUGGUUCAUGAUCCUGCGUUGGAAAAAGAAAUUGUGGCCAAUGGAAGGGAGUAUGUGAGAAGGUGUCACUCGUGGCAGGCGGAAAGAGACACCUAUCAGAACCUCGUCCAGAACCUCGAGGGAAGCAUCAGGGAGUAAGGGCACUCGCCUGGUGUUGUCACGCGCCCGCCCGGGGCCACCGCGGACGCACGGACCUGGGUGAAUACCAGAGACAGAGUUCUGGGCCAGUGGGGCCAGUCCGGUUCACAUCACGCCAGUUUCAGUGGAAUCACUGAUAAACAACAGUUAUAAGGCAGAACCUCGUCCAAAACCUGUCAGGACUUCCAGAGAACAUCCCGGACGUGUCUACCAGAUCAGCUCCUGAGCGCAAGAGCUUCUGGGGGCUCCUGGGGGCCGGGCAGGGGGAGGCGGGGAGAGAGGGGUAUUAGCCGCUAUGGGACUUAGAGGCAAGCCGCACAGCAGACACGUCCCACCUGCCUUCUGAUGACCUGUAACUCAUUGUUCAAAACCAGCAACUAAAGUCCAACGUGUCCACGGAAGGGAGUCCACAGAAUAAAGUGUGUCACCGUCAGCCCACGGACACAGCCGCUAUAUGUUCAUGUUCAUGUUGUGACCAGCAUCCAAGAGAAACCACCCCCCCGACCCCAGUCCCAGCCCUGAACACACAGGUACUGACGCUCGAGCAUCUCCUGAAGGGCGGUUUAUGCACAAUCACCAAGUUAAUGCCAAAGUGUAGACGUGAAACUGUGCUUUCCCACAAGCAUUGUACACGGCUCCAGUUUCACACUCAGUUAACUCUGUGUUUCAACAUUUUGUGUAUCGGUUUCAGUUUGCUGAGGUCCAUGUUUGAAUGAUCCAGGAGUAAGUCUCCAGAGAGUACCGAGGCACCAUGACCUCCGAAUACAGGGGGGAAAUGCACAGAAUGGGGUGCCGUGUUUUGCGGCAAAGAGGCGCCGCUUCCUCUUGGCUUCUGGGCCUGCGUCUUGGGUUAGCUCCGCCCUUGCCCCUUCCCCACCUUCCCCGGGGUGCUGUGCCACAGGGCCUGCUGGAUGGGCAGCUUCCUGGGAUCUCCAGCUUUACCGAGCAGACUGUGCGGGCUCAGCGGGCAGCCGGUGCUUGGGAGCUGAACCUGCCUGCCUGUCAUUGAUCUGUGGCUCUCAACGGUGUCCGGAGAGUUGCUCUUUAUGCAUUUUUCCUAUGAAGACACAGUGUCUUCUUCCUCCCACUGCCUGUGUCUCCCCACGGCCCACCCUCACUUCCCUUCUGACCCAGUGUCCUCUUGGAAAGUCAGGGGGCCCGUGUGGGAAUGACACACAGAAGGCCUCCCUACACAAAUCCUGGUGCCCGGGCCUCAUUCCUGACCAGUCACAUCAGCUCUCGGGGCUGGAGGCACCCAGGCCUGAGCUCUCCAGCGACCCAACACUGCCACCAAGACCGACAGGACAGCUACUGCCUUAAAGGGUCCCUCUGAAUAGGGACUGGAAUUUGACAGAAAACGAACAUCUGAGAAGAGGCUAGAUGAUGACUUUGUAUUGAAAAGUGAAUCCAGAAUGAAGAAGGUAGGUUAAAUUCACCUGAUGUUUAACACGCUUGAUUUAUGCCGGCAGAACUGAAACUCUAAGUGCAGGGCCAAGAAAUAGUUCCCACCAACAAGUAAGUAACAAGCAAGACAAUGCCCAGGACUUGGUCAGUGCUCCCCAGAGCUUCUCCUUCCUCUGGUCUGCAACAUCUGUCCCGUGGUCCUUGGAGGCUGUCUCACCCUUGCCAGCUACCUGGUUCUAAGCCGCCAGGGACCCAGCCUGUGGUUCAGGUCACUCCCCAGCACCUGUCCAUCCACAUCAGGAAACCCCUCACUUCCCACAAGAUGUGCAAUUUUACUUCUCAGUUGAUUUCCAGAGGUGGUAGCAUUUAAACUCUUUGACCAUGAAAUAGUAAGAGGGACCAACUCUACGCAGGUAUAGACAACAAGAGGAUGUCACUGAGGAUUACACCUGGUUGUACUUGAUCAGAAAUUCAAGGUAACAGUGGUAUAAGCAGGAGAGAAACGUGUGUUUUCUCUCCCAAGUCCAGGGAUUAACCACACGUGUGGUGUUCCCGGGGGGGGGGGCAGGAACUCGGACCCUCCAUCCUCUUGUUUUUCCCUCCCAGUACAUGGCCACCUCUACCUCACGCAGCAGGGUGGCUGCCCACGUGCUGCCAUCACACCUGAUUUCCAAGUUGCAGGAGGGUGGAAGGAAGGCAGGAACAGAGACUUACCUAUCUCCUUUCUUUCAGGACAAUUCCCACCUCAACUCACACACUGUGUCCCACACCCAGUUGCAAGGGACACGUGGAAAUGCAGGCUUCACUCCUAGCAGCCAUGCACCCAGUUAAAAACCGGGGCGGAGGGGGUCCAUUAUCAAAAGAGACGAGCAGGUUGCACAUCAAGAGACAGUCUGCAGGUGUCGUGGCCAUUAAGAUAUGCUGUCAGUAGGCUCUGUAGCCCCAGGCAUCCUACUUAUUACUAACCACUGGGUACCUUUUAAUGCCAAGAGAAAUGUUUUCCACAAGGUUUUAAUUUACUUUUAAGGCCAUCCAGACACGGCUCCCCUUCCCUGCCCAAGAUCUCAUUUCUAUACAAGCUCUCAGCCAGUGCAGUGUAUCCAUUAGUACUUCUCACCCGGCAGCAUCUGAAUUAAAGACUGAGUCAAAGAUCA